AUGGGCUGGGGUGAUCGUCUCGUCCUGGCCAUGUUCUUGGGCGUGUUCCUAGGGCCAGACGGAGCGCUCGCGGUUAGUGGAAUAUACGUGAAUAAUCAGAAGAUUGACAAGUUCGAAGCGGACCGCAUCAAGCUGCUUCACCCGGCACGACCCUCGCCCAGCAUCAAUCAACCACCGUCGUCAUCAGUGGGAAAGAACGAACUCCUGACGAAGGACAACUUCACCAACGCUCAGCACUACUAUCAGUAUCUCGUGGGAGCCAAUCCAAGUAGCUACAUCGACCUACUGUGGGGUAGGAAUAAAACACACUUCCCGUCGUCGCUCCGUGUUGGCGCUCCGUCGCUGGGCUUCAACUGGCACUCCGACGACGAGCAGUCGUCAAUCAAGAACACACUCAACAACUCUAGCCCGGUGUACAUUGGGGAUUACCAACGCGUCCAGCUGCCUGUUUUGCUUCCGAGUACGAGCACGCGCGCUCCAACCUUAAGACCGAGCAAGCGAUUCAAGAAGCGACCGAAACCAAAACCUACCCUUGCACCCCCUCCAGUUCAGGUGAGUUCCGGUGGGAAGGACGAGCUAUCACCAGAAACGUUGGCUCUGCUGAGUCGCUACUACUCGUUCAGCUGCACGCUGGUUCCGAAGCAGCGAAGCCAGCUGGUGGCAACAACCACGAUGCCUCCGACAACGACACGCAAACUGAAGACGCGCCGACUGACCACUCAGCGACCGACAACGGUGAUGACUACCUCACGCCCGAUUACUUCGUCCAGCACCGGUAAGCGCAAGAAAACGACCGUCUACGUCGACCCACCAGUGAUCAACAGGAUCGGUGGGAUGCUUGAGUCGGUGUACAACUUCAUGGAGAACGCCCUGACGAGCACGGAGUACGUGCCGGAUUCGAAGGAGGCUGGGGCUGCUGGAGUCAGCAAGGCAGAUCCACAGGACCAACUCCGUUCCCUAACCGCAGGUAGCACGAAGGUAAAGCGCAACACACGCAACAUCACGUCAGCAAUAUCGGACAUUUUGACAAGAAUAGGAGGAAGUACGGAGCUCGACUCCGACAUUCGUAGUACCAGCUCAUGGGAAACGACCACAACCGAAAGUUCGUCGGAGAGCUCUAAGCGCUUCACACCGGACCGUGUGACUAUCUCCGGACUACCGACGAUUGUUAGCGAAGGCAACAAAAACAAGAUGACCACGAAUAUCCAGGUGACGAGUGAGUACACGGCGGCAACUCCACCUACCGUGCCGGUGCGUAAACCCUCAAGCUCAAGCGACGAAAAUGACGAAGACAGCAGCGAGGAAGAGUCGGAGGAGGACUACUUCGGUGGGUUUGAUGGAUUUAGCGAGGACGACGAAGAGGAGGAUGAUGAUGAAGAUGACGAUGACCAGAGCAAGGAUGGUGACAGUGAAGAGUUGGGUCGUCCCGGUGGCCAAGGGAUACUGGUGAACGAUAAGGACUAUGAUGACGACGAUGAAGGUGGGGCACAGGCUGGGCAGCCGGUGCGUAUCAAGCGGGUAAAGAAGCGCCGCCGUAAGAAGCGACCUGCGGCCAGCUACGAGGACACGGCUGAGUAUAGCGACGAAGACGAUGGCUCGUCGGACGAGGAGGGCGAGUACGACGAUCGAGACGAACCUUCCGGAGACGAUGAUGAAGAGGAUGACGAUGACUACGAAUCCGGAGAGGCUCCCGAUGAUGCCGCGGAAGGAUUUUUCGGCGGACUGUUCUCCACCUUCGGGCGCUUUGUACGUUCGCUAGGGUUCGGUGGAGCGGCACGCGGCACCCCCGAGGAGUAUGACGACUACGAUGAGAGCGGUGGGCGUAGUACGACCCCGCGGGUACUUGACACUAAUCGACGACCAACACGCAGCACCUCGAACGGGGCCGAUGGUCCGGCGACGCAGAUUGAGCGUGACCCGGAUGUGACGUCUCCCGAGCGAAGUCCUCCAUCUUGGCUAAACCUACCGCCGUCGUAUCUGUUCAACGAGAUCGGCGACGAUCCCGUCGAGGUGCCGGUGCAGGAGGAGCUAACCGUGCUGGAAGCACCGGUUCCUCCUACUCCCGAGAGUCCGACAAGCGUCGGGACCAGUUCGAGCUGGUUCGAUUUGAUGAUGCCUUGGGAUUUCUUCAACCCUUGGACGCACGACGAUGCAGAGAAUCUGGUGCAGGAAGCGAUCCUCGCCACCGAGGUACCAGUAACUCCAGCAGCACCAACUCGGCCACCUGAGGUGGAAACAAGUACAGCCAGUGCACCUGUCGCUGGGUCGAACUGGUUGUCACAGUUCUUCGCAGGCUCACCGACACCCACCAAGACUCCGAAGCCACGCCCGAAACCUCCGAAGGCGCCUCAGGCGGAACAACUCGUUGCGGCUUUGGCGCAGUACCUCGUGCAUGCACGUCCCACGCCGCCAUCAACGCCGAAGCCAAAGCGCAAGAAGUCCUACGCCGGCUAUCAGCUGUGGCGCGUUUCCGUGCAGGGCAGUGAGCAUCUCCAGCGGCUCGUCGACUUCCAGCGGUCCCCCGAGGGGCUUCAGCUGCAGUGGUGGAGUGGACCUUCGCUCUACGAACCCACGGACGUGCUCGUGCCACCGGGAGCCGUCGCCGAGAACUUCCACGACUACCUGCUGGAGGACGGCGUGCAGUACGAGCCGACGAUACGCGACCUCGGCAGGGCGAUCGCGUACGAGAACCCACGCAUGACGCGUCGCGAACAGAUCGAAAACGAGGUACUCCAUGGUCACCCGAUGACCUGGUUCCGUUAUCAUCGAUACGCCGACAUUGUCAAGUAUCUGGACUACUUGGGACGGCGCCAUUCGCAGCAGGUGCGUCUGCUCCACAUCGGGCGCUCCUACGAGGGUCGACCUCUAACGGUGGUUCGGGUUUCGUUCCCACCGCCUGCCAGGCGCUCGUCACGCAGUGCGACCAAAAAGCGUCGACCAGCGGUCUUCAUCCAGGCUGGCGCUCACGGCCAUCAGUGGAUUGGGCCGGCUGUAGCUACUUGGUUCUUGCAGCGCCUACUGGAACCGUCCAACUCCACGGCGGAGCAGGAGACGAUUCGAGCGUACGAUUGGUACGUGCUUCCGGUGGCCAACCCCGACGGAUACGAGUACAGUCACGAGCACGAUCGGAUGUGGUCCAAGAGCCGCUCACGUCCGGACCAUCGCCCUCAGCCAGGCUUCGGGCAGACCCUGCUGACGAGCGCGCUCAGCUGGUGGAGUAAUGCGCAGACGACGACGUCUCAGGACCGUGCGCCGGAGACCUGCUACGGCGUGGACCUGGAUCACAACUGGGCGCAUCGCUGGCAGGACACAGCCGAGUCGUCGCGCAGUGAAUGCAGCGCCAACUACGCCGGACCGACUGCCUUCUCCGAGCCGGAAACGCGCGCCGUCCGUGACCUUCUGCUGACGGGUCGCGCCCGGAACGUGAGGAUAUUCCUGUCCCUGCAGGCGUACGGUCAAACGCUCAGCUACCCGAGCGACGGCGACGACUCCUCCACGCGCCACGGGGCCUACGCGUUCGGGGAUGUGCACGAGAUGGCAGCCGUCGGGCUGGAGGCGAUGCGUGGAGCCGGCGGUGAGCUACCGUACACUCUCGAGCGGCCAGGCUCAGCGAACCGUGGUCCCGAGCGGGGUGGAACGGCGACGGGAUACGCACGAUACGCGGCCGGCAUCCGGUACAGCUACACCCUGCGCCUUCCCGAUACGGGCACGCACGGGUUCCUCUUUCCGCCGUCCAACAUCAUCAGCACCGGCCGGGACACCUUCGAGCUGAUCAAGGGCAUGAUGGACUAUAGCUAG
Anopheles coustani is the source of this 3798-nucleotide messenger RNA. RefSeq lists its product as uncharacterized. Lineage: Eukaryota; Metazoa; Arthropoda; Insecta; Diptera; Culicidae. The record is from RefSeq and is a predicted model, not a curated record. Gene Ontology annotation, biological process: proteolysis. Gene Ontology annotation, molecular function: metallocarboxypeptidase activity; zinc ion binding. Bases 1 to 3798 code for a protein of 1265 amino acids. The transcript has 2 exons.